This is a messenger RNA of Geodia barretti, 665 nucleotides long. The record is from the annotation of a GenBank genome assembly. Lineage: Eukaryota; Metazoa; Porifera; Demospongiae; Tetractinellida; Geodiidae.
CACUACUCUUGUUCUCUAGUGGCCAGUAACACUCAGGGCUCUGGACCUCCUGCCAACAUCUCAUUCACCACUCAACAAGACUAUUCCUUCUUUCAACUCCGUUUGGGUAAAGUUCCUACUUCUUGUUCUGAAGAAAUUAGUUCAGAGAGAUCCCUGAAACUGGAGCACAUUACUGCUGCAGUAGUGAAGGAGUAAAGUCAUCUUGCUCAGAGUGUGGGCCAGAAAUGAUAGACAACCAGCUAUUUGUCUGCUAUCCAGAGUCUCCGUCGUUUCUGACGUAUCGAGCCAGACUGGAGGGGACCUCUGAGACAGACAGUGGCUCCCUCGUCUCUCUGAUAGAGGCCUGGGUGAGAGGAGGUGGGGCCAGCCUCAUCCUGACUGGAGUACUGAUGACCGUGGACUCCCACUGCUCAGUAGCCAUCUCUUCUCUCAGUCAGCCACCACAGUGCUCUCCUUCUUCCACUCCUACUGCCACUUCAUCUCCUUCCACUGACAUGCCUCCUGUUGAUAGAAGCAGUGAUGAAGAACCUGCACAGGUUUCCGAUGCUAUAAUUGGAGGAAUCGUGGCAGUUGUUCUUAUCGUUGCUAUUACUAUUGCUGUCAUAACUUUUCUAGUCCUAAAGGAACGUCGUGGAGGGGCUUCACUGAGGAGUUCAAACAAAGCG